CAAGUAGCUGCCAUUGCAUCACACAUGGAACAACGACCGUGAUUGGCCUGUGAAAAGCUGAGCUGGACGUUGUGGCGACACAGCGGAACAAGGCAGGUGCGGAGACAAAGUGUCCCUCCUGUUCUGAACCCGGCCAUCUCCGCCAUCACCAGGUUUGCAAGAACUGGCAACCGUUUGGUAACAGCCGAGAAGCGCUAAUGAACGCUCCACCUCUUCGUCCCCUUCUCUUUCUUGACCUAGACACCCCGAACAUCGACCCUACAAAGUCACAGUCAUGGCGAAGGACAUCAAAGAGCUAGCUAAGGAAUGGUUGGAGCUCGACCAGGAUAAGACCACGAGAGACGAGAUCUACCAACUACUCCACCAUGGCGACGCAAUCGAACUCGAACUACGACUACGAAGCCGGAUUGCGUUUGGAACUGCUGGUCUGCGAGGCCCCAUGCAAGCUGGAUUUGCCUGCAUGAACUCCCUCACAGUCAUCCAGGCCUCGCAAGGACUGGCAGCAUAUCUCUUGAAAACCGAGAACGAUGUUCAAAAGCGGGGCGUAGUCAUCGGUCGUGAUGCAAGACACAACUCAGAGAAGUUUGCCAAGCUCACAGCUGCUGCGUUCGUGGCGAAGGGCAUCAAGGUUUGGUGGUACGAGACACCAUCGCACACACCGCUGGUUCCUUUUGGAGUACGAGAGCUGGGUGCGGCUGCUGGAGUGAUGGUCACGGCAAGCCACAACCCCGCCAAGGACAAUGGAUACAAGGUAUACUGGUCGAACGGAUGCCAGAUCAUCCCACCGCACGACACUGGAAUCGCCCAAGCAAUCCUAGAGAACCUCAAGCCUGUCACUUGGGACACGUCCAUCGUAGAUGAGGACAAUCUUAUGGUCGAGGGAUCUCUGGAUCUGGUAAGGGAUAAUUAUCACAAGGCCGUUCUGUGCGCGUCUCAGCCGGAGCAUGCCAUUAAACUCAGCCCGGAUCUCAAGUUUGUCUACACACCCAUGCAUGGUGUCGGACUACCAGCCAUGAAGCGCUGCACCGAGACUUUGGGAGUAGCCUCGCAGAUGACUGUCGUAGAAGCUCAAGCUCAGCCGGAUCCAGACUUCCCAACAGUCAAGUUCCCAAACCCAGAAGAGAAGGGAGCACUAGACCUGGCUAUCCAGACAGCUGAUUCAGCUUCGGCGAAACUCAUCCUUGCCAGCGAUCCGGAUGCUGAUCGACUUGCUGCGGCCGAGAAGAUCGGUGACAAGUGGCACAUCUUCACCGGUAACCAGCUUGGGCUGCUGCUAGGCGCCUACAUCUUCGAGCGGUACCCAUCAUCAAAACCUAGAGACAAGCUUGCUAUGUUGGCAAGUACAGUCAGCUCGAGGUCACUUGCCGCCUUGGCCAAGAAGGAAGGCUUCCAUUUCUCCGAGACCCUGACUGGGUUCAAAUGGCUCGGAAAUGUCGCGCGAGACCUCGAGACGCAAGGCUACACCGUCGCAUACGCUUUCGAGGAGGCUCUUGGAUACAUGAUACCGCAGACAGUACACGACAAGGACUCGAUUAGUGCCGCCGCUGUCUUCCUGACUGCAGCAUCGCAGUGGUCUGAAAAGGGCUUGACACCAUACGCUAAAUUGCAAGAGCUCUAUGAGUAUCUAGGCUACUUUGAGGAUGCAAACACGUACCUCGUCUCUCCAUCACCGCUCGUUACAACAGCAGUGUUCACGGCUGUCCGUGCACUGGGCAGUCCUCACCCCACCACCAUCGGAUCCCGCAGGAUCGUGCGCUGGAGGGAUCUUACGCUAGGCUAUGACUCAAAGAGCAGUGACCACAUGCCUGAUCUACCUGUGGAUCCGACUGCACAGAUGAUCACUUGCGAGCUGGAUGAUGGCGCAGUCUUUACGGUUAGAGGCAGCGGAACCGAGCCGAAGAUCAAGCUGUACAUUGAGUGCCAAGGAAAGACCAGUGAAGAGGCGAAAAAGGGUGCAAACGGUAUCCUGGAGGAUCUAUUGAGGGAAUGGUUCAAGCCAAAAGAGAAUAGUCUGAGACUUGCAUAGGGCAUGCAACAGCCCGAGAUUCGUGCAACAGACAUGAAGCUAGCGGUGAAGUAGAGGAAAAGGUGCGUUUGUCUGCGUUCCUAGUCCAGCAUAUAGCGAGCAUGGCAUAGAUAUGAGCCAUCUUGGACACAGUACCUCUUUCCUGCUCGCCUUUCUUACCUUUGAAGCUUCCACAGACCGCCUACGAUGCGAGCAGGAGUUGACGGCCAGGGCUACAGCACUGUGGAAGACUAUGACCUUGACAUGUGGAAGUGAAGACACGGCAAUGCUCAGAUUGGACAUGGAUAUCAAGACUGGUGUCACCGUCUGGGAAUAACGACAAGCACACACGUGUUGUGAGCGUGGGCUGGAUCGAUCAUCUGAAGAAAACAGCAUAGUUAUAGGACAAAGGCGAAGGAGCAUAUAGUCCAGAAUACUCACUCAAGCCGUCAGAUCCGGUUCAGCAAUGUCCCGUUGCCCAUCUCUGACGUUUCC
Molecule: messenger RNA, 2500 nt
Organism: Didymella exigua CBS 183.55
Lineage: Eukaryota; Fungi; Ascomycota; Dothideomycetes; Pleosporales; Didymellaceae
Exons: 1
Coding region: 275-2026 (583 amino acids)
Biological process (GO): carbohydrate metabolic process; purine ribonucleoside salvage
Molecular function (GO): magnesium ion binding; phosphopentomutase activity
Source: RefSeq, a predicted model, not a curated record